AUCGAUUCAGGUUUCUCUAAGAAUAUCGGGUUUGAACUUUGAACUCAUCAGAAGAAAGAAAAACCCUUGAUUUUCAUCUUCCCCAUUCACUUCUUCAUCUCUCUCCGCAACUCCGCAAAUCCUUGACAAUGGCGAUGGGUCAGCGAAUGAGAUCGAGCGUUGGUCUGAUUCAGAAAUAUGUAGCAUCUGAUUCUCUCUCUUCUGGGAGAUCUCUUCUUAACCCUAAUGUCGUCAACGCCCAGAAAAACUUCGCUACAUCAGCUCCCGCGAAGAAGGACAAUAUCAGGGUUCCAAUUGCUAUGUUUGGAGGUUCUGGAAAUUAUGCAUCUGCUUUAUAUCUUGCUGCUGCUAGAGCUAAUGCGUUGGACAAGGUUGAGGCUGAGCUUUUUGACCUUGUUGAGGGGACCAAGAAAUCACCAAUGUUUUCUCAGUUCACAAAGGAUCUUUCUGUACCUAAAGAUGUAAGAAUUAAGGCUAUAAAUGACAUAUGUGCUCAUGCGAAAUUCACCGACAUUACAAAGAACUUUUUGGUUAUUCUGGCUGAGUAUGGAAGGUUAAGGCACGUAGACAUUGUUGCAAAGAGAUUCGCUGAUUUGACAAUGGCACACAGGGGAGAGCUGAAAGCAAUUGUAACAACUGUCAUUCCCCUUCCUCCCGCAGAGGAGAAAGAAUUGAAAGAAACACUACAGGAAAUACUUGGGCAGGGGAAAACGGUGAAGCUUGAACAGAAGAUUGACCCUAGCAUUCUUGGUGGUCUAGUGGUGGAAUUUGGGCAGAAAGUGUUUGAUAUGUCCAUCAAGACUAGGGCAAAACAGAUGGAGAGGUUUUUGCGAGAACCGACCAAUGUUUAGGAGCCUUUGGAAAGUUUAUUCCCGCAGAGGGAGGGACUUUUGGAAUUUCUUUUGUGUUAGUGGCAAUGGUGCUGCAGAAGAUGGAAAGUCCAACUUUGUCCCUUUUGGCUCAAGAAUGUUGAAGCCACCUUUCGUUUUUUUUGCAAUUGACAUGAUCUUAUGCACAAAAUAAAAAUUAAAAGGUCUCGUGGUUGGCAUUUCACCCAUCCAAAGCUGACAAACUUUUUGUCUCUUGUAUCUCUCUUCAUUUGCGUUACAUUUUACGGAGUAAUAUGGUAAUCCCUGUGAAUCAUGUUUCUGGUAAAGAUAAGAAUAUAAAUUUGUGAUAUAUUGUCCUUGGAAA
Molecule: messenger RNA, 1194 nt
Organism: Spinacia oleracea (spinach)
Lineage: Eukaryota; Viridiplantae; Streptophyta; Magnoliopsida; Caryophyllales; Amaranthaceae
Product: ATP synthase subunit O, mitochondrial
Exons: 6
Coding region: 129-851 (240 amino acids)
Biological process (GO): proton motive force-driven ATP synthesis
Cellular component (GO): membrane
Molecular function (GO): proton-transporting ATP synthase activity, rotational mechanism
Source: RefSeq, a predicted model, not a curated record